GUUGAAAGCUGGGGCCAGUUAUUUUUACCGCUGCUGCAAGCAUGAGCCUCCGCAGUCAGGCCCUGUGGGGCUACCGCCGCCUUGUCCGCGCGAGCGAGAGGGCCUUCGUCGGCGACGUCUACGCCAUCACGGAGGCGCGCAAGGCCAUCCGCGCCAACUUUGUCGAGAACCGCGCCGAGACCGACACCGAGACGAUCCAGGCCAUGGUCAAGGGCAUCACCGAGGCCGAAGAUAUGCUGCUCUUCAACAUUGUACAGGGCAAGAAGAACGAGUCGGGCUCGUUCGCUGUCAAGCUCACGGACCCGCAGAAGAGCAAGAUGCGCAAGGACGAAGAGAUCACGGCUGUGACGCCGACGACGGUCAAGACGCCCGAAAUCACGCGGUCCUGCGCGACGGGCGACUGCCCUGCAUAAGCACGCCUGUACAACCCAUAAUAGAUGUGAGAACACGUACGAAGAGCGCCUUUGCACGGCCAUUGUGUCUACGCGUCUCAGUCAUAGUCUCGUGCAACGAAGCCAACUCACGGAGCCUGGCUGGCACGACACGGUGCUUCCAACGAACCUGUGUCAAGCCACCUGAUAACAACGACGCGUGGGACAAUCACGUCCACGGCGCCGGCAACUCAGACGAGCCGUGCGCCUCGGUCUUCGGCAGACUACCACCCGCCGUAUGCGGCGACGUUGAUCUCUACGAUGCAGCUCGGUAUGCAGCGAUAAGCAAUCAGUUCUUAGAGACAAAAUAUCGCGCGGUCAAUUAACUUCACGUGGGCG
Saprolegnia diclina VS20 is the source of this 770-nucleotide messenger RNA. RefSeq lists its product as hypothetical. Lineage: Eukaryota; Oomycota; Saprolegniomycetes; Saprolegniales; Saprolegniaceae. The transcript has a single exon. The record is from RefSeq and is a predicted model, not a curated record. The coding region runs from base 42 to 413 and encodes 123 amino acids. Gene Ontology annotation, biological process: mitochondrial respiratory chain complex III assembly.